GUUUAGGCUUUUCGAUGCGCAUCUAGUAUGCUCCGUUUAGAUUGUCACUAGACUCUAGUUCCCCGUUCAUCUCUAUAACAUCGCCAACAAGGCUAUUCUUCUCUUUUCGAUAUGAUUACUGCUGAAACUUAUAGAAGCUAUGUGGUCCGAUGGGGAGGACGAUCUGUUUGAUGAUUUUACUGACCCUGCGGCUGCGGCUGGCGAUGCCCCUGUCAAUGGCAAUGUUCUCAACUCGCAAAAGAGCCUGUCACAACGUAGCUUUGGUGGGAGAGAUGUACGAGUUAAUGAAUUUCAAGAUACACAAAGGCGUGACAGGAUUGUGGUAAAUUAUAACAACGACAAUGGUGAAGCGGUGGAGCCAUCAAAUGGGUUUGAGAGAAUGUUGGUUCGUGAUGGUAUAGAGGUCAGAAUAGACGAAAACUAUAAGAAAUACAUUUACAUAGGUGAUACAACUAGCGAUCUUCUUGUGGCAAAGUUGGAUAAAAACAUGAACGUUGCAAGAUACAGAGAUGAUCUGCUGAAUGCUUUUGAAGAAGCUUUAACAGUGAAUAACAAUCUUAUCACAUACCUGGAGCCUUCACACUCAUCGUGCGGAAUUCAAGAAUCGCUAUUCCGUGUUCUCAUACUCUGCCGAUCAUCGCAGGCCAAAGCAUUUGAUCUUCUCAUGAGUCAACUUGAAAUAUUGCAAAAGAAGGGACAAAACGACCUGAAUUUGUCACACCUGUGUAUAGCACAUAUCCGCUUCAUCAAUCGCAUCUACGACAGUCAAGCGCUGUUCUGUUCAGUUUUCGAACGAGAGAUGGAAAAGUGGACGCCGGAAAUAAGAAACUCAUUGAUUUCGUCAAUACCAGAGAUUCUUACCGAUGUUGCCGUUCAACUAGAAGCGGUACAAGAGCUUGAAUCAAUACUUCUACGUGAAGUCAAAACCGACCCGGUUGGAUGCAAACUAGCCGUUAUCUCUGCUUUGUCCUUGCUGAACGGAGAAUGGGAAGCAGUGAAGAAGUUUCAAGUGAAAGUGAUGCAGACAAUGAUGAACUUCGACGUUGAGCUGCUUCCGCCUUUGAUUGACCUGUUGCUCAAACGUUUGAACAGCACAAAAAAGAACGCGUUUGCUGAACUAUUAUCUCAACUUUCAUCAAGUCUACAGGUUGAUAAACUUCGACCAACUCGUAGAGGAAAAAUACGACAUUCCUUGGAUGAUGUGGUGGGUGAAGUGUUUGAAAAGCUCACUCAGUUUGUUGUACUUGGUGGCGAAACCCGUUGGAAGGAGAUUCACCGCUUUCUUAGAGCCGUGGGAGCCAUAGAAAAAGGUGCUGUAGAUGGCGCCUCCCAAGAAAGUUUCAUCACUCCGCCAUCGGAUUCGGCUCACAGUUUGGGGUUGUUCGAAGUGAUGCUCUCAAUCGCGCUACUGUCACUGCGAACAUGUCCGCUUAAUGUGUCAAACGCCAUCAAACAGCGUUUCGCCCAGACACAAGAAAACGUGGAUAUUCUAUACCAGCUUUUUAGCGAAGCCCUCAAAUUCAAAAUUUACUGCGAGCGCAAUAUGAAUUCCAUCAUCUCUGUUGCACAGCAGUGUCUCUGGUCUCCAAAACCAGAUGCACGUAAAUUCGGUGCAAAAUUGUUCAAAGAACUUUUUGUAGCUAUACCGAAACGAAGAGAGAUGACCAUGAGGGCAAUGUUGACACAUGCAGUACAAUCGGACAUGGAAUCAGAAGCUGUGCUCAUUGAGCUUACCACCCUUAUUGAUGAAAGUCCCGAAGCAGUGGAACCGUUCAUUGGGCUCAUAUCGGAAUAUUUCUUCGUUCUCGAACGCAUGUCAGUUGACAAUGUCAAAAGACUUUUUCGCGCAGUUUUUCGCCUAUAUGCUGCUAGACCAUCGACUAUGUCGCAUAAGGAUAAUCUAAUCACAAUGAUUCCACUGUUACUUCGCUCAGCUGACAAUGUUCAACCAAUUUUUGGUAUACUGGCUGUACUGUUGAGGAUGGAAACUGCUCUAAAACUGGAGGACUCCUCAACAAGAGAGGAAGAUGUGCGAAGUACAUUAGAACUCUUAGACGAAGCGCGUAAUUCGAAUCAGUUUGUGCGUACUUUUUGCUAUGCCGAACUAGCUGAGGUGUUGCGAACUUGUUUUGGAUGUUCGAAAUGCAUAGCUAUGCAUGAAUGGUUGACGGUGUUCAUAGAGGAAUUUCGCUCAGACUUUUUUACUGAUCGCUAUGAGUCAUUGGGUGAAUUGGAAGGCGAAAGAUAUCUCAACCAAGAUUCAAACUUGUGGCUGAAGUGUUCGGAUGGACAGAAUCUUGGCGAAGCCAUACCACUUCUAGAGGCUGUAAUGGAAGCUAUUAAGCUGCAAGAGACAUGGCCCGAAGCGGAUACUAUAGAAGCCACCCAACGAGAUAGAUGGUCCAGGAUUUUCUACGCUCUUAGUGCAAACAUAUGCGUACAAGGAGUCGAUGAAGUAACAAAAGAAGCAUGCGACGCCCAGUUUCGUAUCAUACAGUGGAUACGCACACUUUUCAACGUAUUUUCUGAAGAGCAUGCUUGUCCUGGAGUUGACUCAGCUGUGUUGGAUGAGUUGUGGAAGAAGAAAUUUUUGCUGAUGUUUGAAUGUCAAAAGGAACUCGUUGUCAAAGCAAAAUCCCUUGGUCAAUGGUCUUUGCCGGAUCAGACACCGUUAUCACCGAUCAUCAUAGUAGCGUCGGAAACAAAAAAGAAGCCUUCAAAGAAAGCUCCGAAGAGAAAACGAGGAGCCCCAACUGAGGAACCGGAAGUGGAGGAGGAACUUCUAGCUACACAGGCUCUGAAUUUAGAUACAAAGAAAAGAGUUAGUGGUAAGAAUGUGCCAUUAACGAAGUUGGCGUCAUGUAUGAAAAUGAUGAAGUUGUCUGCAGUCGCGAAACUUAUACGGCUGACGCAAGGGAAAAGGCGCGCAUCUAUUCUUUUGACAGAACAUCUACUGGAGAUCUUGAAGCAAGUGUGCCCACGAGUAGGAAAGAAGACUGUGCCGUGGGCGAAAGGAGAUGUGGCAUCUGUAAAUAUACAUGGUGAUCCUGCACAAAUUUCGACCGAAGUUGAUAAUUUAUUACCCUUCUUGUGGAAUACUUUCGCAAAAACAGUUUCGUACUUCCGAGAUCAGUUCAUCUCAUCUGCAAUGGUGACAGAAAAUGAUGUAACAGACCAGCUAGCUGAUCUUCUGCGACUUUGUCUGAAUACACUUGAGCAUCUGUUCUCAUGGAAUUUUCUCACUCCCUUACCAAGCGAUAGCGAUGCAAUCACUUCGCGGAAAAAAUGUCGAAGAGAGAAACUCAUGGAGGUUCUGGAGCGCGCGAUUCUCGAUGAAGAUAGCAAGAAAACAGCUGGCAGCGAAGCGGAAAAGAGCGUGUACGAAUACCUUAUUGAUGCCUGUGAAGUGGUGCCGAAUGUCAGUGUGGCAAUUGCUCUAUUGGAUUGUGCGUCGACUAUCCGCUGUCCACAAGAAGAACUUAGCAAUAAAAUGGCAAAGAACACAUUGGCUUUUCUGAAGAGAGAAUGGCUAGACAAAGAAGGGAAACCGAUCAAAGGUGCAACACUGACAACAGCUGUUAAGAAACUACUUAGUCACUAUUUGAAUCUUCGUCCGGUGUGCUAUCGACUCUGUGCAAUACAGUGGAUUCUUGCGAAGAAAUUAGCUGAGUUGGUUCCACAUGAUCAGCGAAGAAAAAGCAAGGUUUACGAGCAAGAGUCCGAUGAUCCUGAUUUGAAUGAGCGCGACACCAAGCAAAUCUUUGCAUGCUUCACCAGAGCAACGUUUGGAACGAUUUACAAAGUACUCUUUGUCGGAAUGAAUGAUGCCAUCGCUAACGAGGUGACACAGCCGUCUGCCAUAACAUCCAGGAGGCAGGCUAUGCAAGAAUAUUUACGAACGUGGAAUAUUGCUGCCGGUUGUGUCUCACUGUUUGGACUAAUGCUGCGAGUUCGAGAAUUGCGCAGCACAUCACUACUUGUGACUGCGAUAAAGGAGGGUCGAAGAUUCCUUGCUAUGAUGUGUAAUAAAAAUAGUUCAUUCAUGUAUUUACUGGAGGAAAAAACACGGCUCGCGAAUAUUGCGGAUCAGGUUGUGGAGAUAAUCAAAUCAGUGCAAAUUGGAAAUAGAAACUUCCAGAACAUUUGUGUUCAUGCUAAGGCGAAUCGGUCCAACGUUCUUCUGAAACUCGUGCCGGAUUUUCGAGUGACUAACGAGCAAUGGAUGCGAUCAAUUCAAGCAAAACUUGUUGGAAUCAACUGUCAGGAUGCAUUUGAAAUAGGAUUGCUGAAAUCGCGUGAUAUAAAUGGAGAAGAGAUUGUUUUUUCGGGAGAUGAUCGUAGCAGUUCAUCAUGUUCAGAAACAGAAGCAGAACAGAAUGAAGAGGUUCACUCUGGCUCAGAGGACGGGAACACUAGUGAAGUCUACUAAACCCCAAUCAACCAAUUUUUUUCAUUCUUCAUGUACAGUAUCAACUUUCCUUCAGAAUUUUUAAGCCUUCAUAAUUGUGGUUGUGUUACCAAAUUCUGUAUCAGUGUUUUUAUCUUGUUUUGGAACCUUUGAUCUCAUUCGGUGGUCUUCAUAUGCCUUUAUUUGUUCCCAAAAUGUCCAUGUGAAUGCCGUUAUUAUUACGUGUUGUAAUUCGCUUAUUUUCAGCUUCAAACGUACAUAGUUUAUCUAUUUACAAAAAGAAAGCCAACUCCUGAAAUUCCCCUUUAGAUACUUUACACUCAGAAAUGUGCAAGUUAUUAAUCAUUGUGUAUGAACCUUGUUUAUUGUCCCAGAAUGUAUAGGCUUUGAGUUUCAAGAAUUUUGAAUGGUGAGCGCUACUACUAAAGGUAAAAU
This is a messenger RNA of Cylicocyclus nassatus, 4843 nucleotides long. Lineage: Eukaryota; Metazoa; Nematoda; Chromadorea; Rhabditida; Strongylidae. The record is from the annotation of a GenBank genome assembly.